Molecule: messenger RNA, 7132 nt
Organism: Hypomesus transpacificus
Lineage: Eukaryota; Metazoa; Chordata; Actinopteri; Osmeriformes; Osmeridae
Gene: usp34
Product: ubiquitin specific peptidase 34
Exons: 46
Biological process (GO): protein deubiquitination
Cellular component (GO): nucleus; cytosol
Molecular function (GO): cysteine-type endopeptidase activity; cysteine-type deubiquitinase activity
Source: RefSeq, a predicted model, not a curated record
GCCCGCAAGGCAGCCGGGGACCACGGCAAAGGGCUGCACAUCCCCCGCCUGACCGAGGUCUUUCUCGGCCUCGUCCAAGGCACCAACCUCAUCCAGCGGUUGAUCAACGUGGCCUACACCUACGACAACCUCGCCCACAGGGUCCUGAAGGCUCAGUCGGACCACAGGUCCCGGCACGAAGUGACCCACUACUCCAUGUGGCUGCUGGUGAGCUGGGCCCACUGCUGCUCCAUGGUGAAGUCCAGCCUGGCCGACAGCGAGCACCUCCACGACUGGCUCAAGAAGCUCACGCUGCUGGUGCCAGAGACGGCGGUGAGACACGAGGCGUGUAACGGCCUCUACAAGCUGUCCCUGUCAGGCCUGGAGGGAGGGGAGUCCAUCAACAGGUCCUUCCUGCUGCUGGCUGCCUCCACGCUGCUCAAGUUCCUGCCUGACGCCCAGGCCCUCAAACCACUCCGGGUGGAGGACUACGAGGAGGAGCCCCUGUUGAGGACGGGCUGUAAGGAGUACUUCUGGCUGCUGUGCAAGCUCAUCGACAACAUCCACGUCAAAGACGCCAGCCAGACUACCUUGUUGGACCUGGACGCCCUGGCAAGGCACCUGGCCGACUGCAUCCGGAGCCGUGAGAUCCUGGACCAGCAGGACGGGGCGGUGGAGGACGACGGGCUGACGGGCCUGCUGCGGCUGGCCACCAGCGUGCUGCGCCACAAGCCGCCGUUCAAGUUCUCGCGCGAGGGCCAGGAGUUCCUGCGCGACGUGCACGACCUGCUCUUCCUGCUGCCCAGCCUGGCCGACCGCUCGCAGCCCAAGGCCAAGUCGCACGCGGCGCGCGCCGCCGCCUACGACCUGCUGGUGGAGACGGUGAAGGGCUCGGUGGAGAACUACCGGCUGCUGCACAACUGGGUCAUGUCCCAGCACAUGCAGGCCUCCCACGCCCCCUACAAGUGGGACUACUGGCCCCACGACGACGUGCGGGCCGAGUGUCGCUUCGUGGGCCUCACCAACCUGGGGGCCACCUGCUACCUGGCCUCCACCAUCCAGCAGCUCUACAUGAUCCCCGAGGCCCGGCAGGCCGUGUUCACCGCCAAGUACGCAGAAGAGAUCAAGCACAAGACCACUCUACUGGAGCUCCAGAAAAUGUUCACCUAUCUGAUGGAGAGUGAGAGGAAGGCGUACAACCCGCGCCCCUUCUGCAAGACCUACACCAUGGACAAGCAGCCCCUCAACACGGGCGAGCAGAAGGACAUGACCGAGUUCUUCACCGACCUCAUCACCAAGAUCGAGGAGAUGUCCCAUGACCUGAAAAACACAGUGAAGACACUGUUUGGAGGGGUCAUCACCAACAACGUGGUCUCCCUGGACUGUGACCACGUCAGCCAGACGGCGGAGGAGUUCUACACCGUCAGGUGCCAGGUGGCUGACAUGAAGAACAUCUACGAGUCCCUGGAUGAGGUGACCAUCAAGGACACCCUGGAGGGGGACAACAUGUACACCUGCUCCCAGUGUGGGAAGAAGGUCCGAGCAGAGAAGAGGGCGUGCUUCAAGAAGCUUCCGCGCAUCCUGAGCUUCAACACCAUGCGCUACACUUUCAAUAUGGUGACCAUGAUGAAAGAGAAGGUCAACACGCACUUCUCCUUCCCGCUGCGCCUGGACAUGACCCCCUACACCGAGGACUUCCUCAUGGGCAAGGGCGACAGGAAGGAGGGUUUCCGGGAGGAGGGCGAGAGCAAGGUGGCGGAGAGCUACGAGUAUGACCUCAUCGGCGUGACGGUCCACACGGGCACGGCCGACGGCGGCCAUUACUACAGCUUCAUCCGGGACAUCGUCAACCCCCACGCCUACAAGAGCAACAAGUGGUACUUGUUCAACGACGCGGAGGUGAAGCCCUUCGACUCUGCCCAGCUGGCGUCGGAGUGCUUCGGUGGAGAGAUGACGACCAAGACGUACGAUUCGGUCACGGACAAGUUCAUGGAUUUCUCCUUUGAGAAGACCCACAGUGCCUACAUGUUGUUCUAUAAGAGGGUGGAGCUGGAGGAGGAGAACGGGAAGGACUUCAACUUUGACGUGUCUCCCGACCUGCUGGAGUGGAUCUGGCACGACAACAUGCAGUUCCUGCAGGACAAGAACAUCUUCGAGCACACCUAUUUUGGCUUCAUGUGGCAGCUCUGCAGCAGCAUCCCCAGCACUUUACCAGACCCCAAAGCCAUCUCCCUCAUGACCGCCAAGCUGAGCACUUCGUUUGUUCUGGAGACCUUCAUUCACUCCAAGGAAAAGCCCACCAUGUUGCAGUGGAUCGAGUUGCUGACCAAGCAGUUUAACAACAGCCAGGCAGCCUGUGAGUGGUUUCUGGACCGCAUGGCGGAUGACAACUGGUGGCCCAUGCAGAUCCUCAUCAAGUGCCCCAAUCAGAUCGUCCGACAGAUGUUCCAGAGGCUGUGCAUCCACGUGAUCCAGAGGCUGAGGCCCGUGCACGCUCACCUCUACCUGCAGCCUGGCAUGGAGGACGGCUCGGACGACAUGGACGGGCCGGUGGAGGACAUCGGCAGCCGCUCGUGCGUGACGCGCUUCGUCAAGACGCUGCUGUCCAUCAUGGAGCACGGCGUGAAGCCCCACAGCAAGCACCUGACCGAGUACUUCGCCUUCCUCUACGAGUUCGCCAAGAUGGGAGAGGAGGAGAGUCAGUUCCUGCUGUCUUUGCAAGCCAUCUCCAUCAUGGUCCACUUCUACAUGGGCACCAAGGGCCCUGAGACUGACCUCUCCCCCAUGUUCCCACAGCCCCAGGUGGAGGUACUGUCUGAGGAGGAGGGAGAGGAGGAGGACGAGGAGGAGGACAUCCUGUCGCUGGCGGAGGAGAAGUACCGGCCGGCCGCCCUGGAGAAGAUGAUCGCGCUCAUCGCCCUGCUGGUGGAGCAGUCGCGCUCCGAGAGACACCUGACUCUGUCCCAGAGUGACAUGGCCGCCCUCACCGCAGGGAAGGGCUUCCCCUUCCUCUUCCAGCACAUCAGAGACGGCAUCAACAUCCGGCAGACCUGCAACCUUAUCUUCAGCCUGUGUCGCUACAACAACCGCCUGGCUGAGCAUAUUGUGUCCAUGCUCUUCACGUCCAUCGCCAAGCUCACCCCCGAGGCGGCCAACCCCUUCUUCAAGCUGCUCACCAUGCUGAUGGAGUUUGCCGGCGGUCCGCCCGGCAUGCCCUCCUUCGCCUCCUACAUACUGCAAAGGAUCUGGGAGGUGAUUGAGUACAACCCUUCCCAGUGUCUGGACUGGCUGGCAGUGCAGACCCCCAGGAACAAGCUGGCCCACAGCUGGGUGCUGCAAAACAUGGAGAACUGGGUGGAGCGCUUCCUCCUGGCCCACAACUACCCCCGCGUCCGCACCUCCGCGGCCUACCUCCUGGUCUCCCUCAUCCCCAGCAACUCGUUCCGCCAGAUGUUCCGCUCCACGCGCUCCCUGCACCUGCCCACGCGCGAGCUGCCGCUGUCGGCCGACACCACGGCCGUGCUGCACCAGGUGUACACGCUGCUGCUGGGCCUGCUGGGCCGCGCCAAGCUGUACGUGGACGCGGCCGCCCACGGCACCACCAAGCUGGUGCAGUACUUCAGCUUCAUGACCUACUGCCUCAUCUCCAAGACGGAGAAGCUCAUGUUCUCCGCCUACUUCAUGGACCUGUGGAACCUCUUCCAGCCCAAGCUGUCGGAGCCGGCCAUCGCCACCAACCACAACAAGCAGGCACUGCUCUCCUUCUGGUACAACGUGUGCGCCGAGUGCCCGGAGAACGUGCGCCUGGUGGUGCAGAACCCGGCCGUCACCAACAACAUCGCCUUCAACUACAUCCUGGCCGACCACGACGACCAGGAGGUGGUGCUGUUCAACCGCGGCAUGCUGCCCGCCUACUACGGCAUCCUGCGGCUGUGCUGCGAGCAGUCGCAGGCCUUCACCCGCCAGCUGGCCUCGCACCAGAACAUCCAGUGGGCCUUCAAGAACCUGACGCCGCACGCCAGCCAGUACCCCGGGGCGGUGGAGGAGCUGUUCAACCUGAUGCAGCUGUUCGUGGCGCAGCGCGCCGAGCCGGUCGAGCUGAGGGAGGAGGAGCUGGAGGACGUGAAGCAGUUCAAGAAGACCACCAUCAGCUGCUACCUCCGCUGCCUGGACGGCCGCUCCUGCUGGACCACCCUGAUCAGUGCCUUCCGUGUUUUACUGGAGAACGACGAGGACAGACUGCUAGUGGUCUUCAACCGAGGACUCAUAUUGAUGACGGAGUCCUUCAACACACUACACAUGAUGUACCACGAAGCCACCGCCUGUCAUGUGACCGGGGACCUGGCUGAGCUGCUGUCCAUCUUCCUGUCCGUCCUCAAGGCCACGCGGCCCUACCUGCAACGCAAAGACGUGAAGCAGGCCCUGAUCCAGUGGCAGGAGAGGAUCGACUUUGCCCACAAGCUGCUCACCCUCCUCAACUCCUACAGCCCCCCCGAGCUCCGCAACGCCUGCCUGGACGUCCUGAAGGAGCUAGUGCUGCUCAGUCCCCACGACUUCCUGCACACCCUGGUGCCCUUCCUGCAGCACAACCACUGCACCUACCACCACAGCAACAUCCCCAUGUCGUUUGGGCCCUACCUGCCCUGCAGAGAGAACAUCAAGCUGAUGGGGGGCAAGAACAACAUCCGCCCCCCCCGGCCUGAGCUCAACAUGUGCCUCCUGCCCUCCAUGGUGGAGACCAGCAAGGGAAAGGACGAGGUGUAUGACAGGAUGCUCCUAGACUACUUCCUGUCCUACCACCAGUUCAUCCACCUGCUGUGUCGGGUUGCCAUCAACUGCGAGAAGUUCACCGAGACCCUGGUCAAACUAAGUGUCUUGAUAGCCUACGAGGGCUUGCCUCUUCACUUGGCCCUCCUCCCCAAGCUUUGGACCGAGCUGAGUCAGUCUCAGUCGGCGCUGGCCAAGACGUGCGUGAAGCUGCUGUGUGAGGACCCGGCCUUCGGCGAGUACAUCAAGUGCAUCCUGAUGGACGAGAGGACCUUCCUGAACAACAACACAGCCUACUCCUUCCUCAGCAGCUUCCUCCACAAGGUGCAGAACCAGGUGCUGUCGGGCCCCAGCUGUGCCAACCUCACCAGCCUGCUGGUGACCAACCUGCUGAACGAGUACCGCAGCCUUCAGCCUGAGCUGGCUGCCCACCACCAGGAGCUGAGCAAGACCAGCGGGCUCCUCAACGCCGACUUGCGAGUGUUGGCGCUGAUGUUGUCGGUCCACACCCCCCAGGCCCUGGACCCGGCUCUGGGUCCCGCCCUGCAGGAGCUGCUGGCCAUGUGCCGGGCCUGCGUCCAGCAGCGCAGCGCUCUGGAGCAGGAGGCCAAGGAGCGCAAGGCCAAAGCGGAGGAGGAAGGCGCCACACCAGUGAAGCGCCGGCGGAUGAGCAGCGACGACGACCGCCCCGUGGAGGGAACCAGCGCGGGCACGGCCGGGGGUGGCUCCCUGCCCGUCUGCGCCCCCUCCACCUCCGCCUCCACGCUGCCCCCGUGCGCCGAGCUGAAACCCGAGCCCCCGGAGGCCCUGACGCCCGCCAGCACCUCCGACACGGAGACCCGGGACUCCUCCUCCCUCAUCGACCCCGGCACCGAGCACGACCCGCCCUCGCCAGACCCCGCUGCCACUGCCGCGGCCAACAACAACAGUGCCGCCGUCGACUCCUCCCCCAAGGAGGAGAAAAUGGAGGCCUCCUCGUCCUCCUCUUCGUCCUCGUCCUCGUCCUCCUCGUCUUCGGUGCCGGAGAGCGGCGAGCCAUACGGACGAGGGCAGGAGGCGCACUCGUCCCAGUCUCAGCAGAUGUCGAUGGGAGCAGAGGAGGAGGAGAGGCGGAGGAGGGGAGGGGAAGCCUCUUCGGCGGCGACAGAGGAGACGAGGGAUGAGGAGGCGGGCCCUAAGACUUGCGGCGGCUCGGCCACGCCCACCUCGGAGGAGCCGGCCUUCCCAUCGCCCCUGGGCCUGGUGGGGGAGCGGCCAGAGACUCCGGGAUGCAAUAGCCACGCCCCCUCUCAGGCUCUAUCGAACGCUGCCCCGCCCCCAGACACGCUGGACAUGCUCUACAGGACGGUGGAGGCCACCAUCGCCGUGGUUACCAAACUAUCCGGGAAAGGGCCCUGCCCGUCCUCGUCAUGACAUCCUCACCAUCAUCCGAGGCGCCACAUGCUCUUUUAAAAAGAAUUCUCUUUUUUCCGCAUUCUUUUUUUUUUUUUUUUUUUUUCUUUUCUUAAAGAAUUAUGCUCUUUGCAACACUUCCUUUCCCUACUUUUGUGUUAAUCUUCUGUCGGCUCCUCUGCCCUUUUACGUUGGCUCUGCUGCCGAUGCCAGUCCAACGUGCAUACGGUCGCUCACUUGACCUCAUCUCCUCUGCAGCUUCGAUGGCAGCCGCAGUGUACAGUACCCUCCGAGAACGACCUCGGACAAAAACAUGCACAGCCUACAAUCCACCGGGAUGAAAAGAUAGUUAUACGAGCUAUAGCACAUUUUUUUUUUUACAAGAGCAAAAAAAGAACAGACAUUCAUUUUGUUCUUUUUUGUUGUUGUUGUUCUUUGUUUUUUUUUUUUACUGAUUUCUGAGUUCCAUUUGAAGUGAUUUAUUUGUUUUAAGGUUGCUGUAACGGGGAAAGGUUUACAGAAAAUUUUAGUCUCUUCUGUAUGUAAUUUAAUUUUAUUGCAUUUUUACUGUGUAUAAAAUUGUGUCCUCCGUGCCAGUUUUGUACUUCUUGACGAGGCAAAACUUGCCUUGCUUCUUUCUGUGGUUAAUAUCCAAACUAAGUUUACUUGUACAUUAAAAGAGAACCACAAGAAACUUGAUUCUGUAAAGAAUCCUCUCUAGUUGUUGCCUGAAGGUGUAUAUGAAAACUAUAUAUAUAUAUAAAUAACUUUAUAUAUAUAUGGAAUAUAUAAAAUGGUGCUUUAUUUUACACGAUAUCUGUGGUUGAAAUAAAGCACACUUGAUGUAACAGUUGGAGCUUUAUUUUAUUUACUGAAAUACAUUCCAUAAUCUAUUAUGUCAUUUUGCUUCUUCCAGUGUUCUGUUCUUUUUUUGGUUUAUUUGAAUCGAUGAUAAAUUAAUAAAAAAUACUAAUAUGAAUCAUUAAGAACCAAA